AUGUCAUCGGUUUCUUCGCGUGGAGACGACGUGGCGCGACAAACACACUCCCACUCACACUGGAAUUUCGAGCUGAUCAUUCGUGAGCAGCCUGUCCAUUCGCGAAUGUGUGGUGUGGGUGAAAGGGUUGAUCGACGACCCAUUGAUCCCCCUCCUAUUGUACAACUCAAGAUUGUAGGCCAAGAUACAACAAACAUGAUGGAUAGCUUACAAGCGGUAUCGCCUUAUAUCUUUCUUGCUGCGGUACUUGUCCCUGCUGACCACACCGAUGCACAUGAAGGACCUUUGCAAAUCGACUUUCAUCGAAGAUUGAUCAUUGGACGCACCGUUUCAUCCUUGUACUUGUUACGUGAUCUCGAUAACACGGAAGGUGCCUUUUUCGUCUUUUCGGACAUGUCGGUGCGCGCUGAUGGUCGCUAUCGGUUACGAAUGUGCUUAUUCGAAAUGCAAGAAUCAGCAGUUCGAUAUAGACAAUCGGUUUUGACAGAUCCAUUCAUUGUAUAUUCUGCAAAAAAGUUUCCAGGGAUGCAUCUAUCAUGUCCUCUCGCAUGUCAUUUUGCCGAACAAGGUCUCAAGAUCCGUAUACGAAAGGAGUCAAGGAAACGAUCAAUGCUCACCCUCCCCAGAUCAGGCAACCAAUCAACCGAUGAUGGAGGUGGGGGAAAUGCUUCAAGAUCAAGCACUAGCUCCCAAAAGAGAUCGCCUCAUACUACAUCAGGAGUACUGGAAGAAACGCCAGAGGAUGCAUCAUCGUCAUCGGCAGCAGCAUCUACUCCACCACCUUAUCAUUACGUCAAUCGAAGGAAUACUGAAGAUCAAGGGACCCAAUCAAUAGGGAAUUUGCCACAAGCCUUUGAUUCGCCUUCUGGGGGUGGUGCAACGAGUCAGCCGAGUACAAUGGCAUCUUCGUCUCAGCAUCAUGGAUCAGCAUUCAUGGAUACGACGGCUAAUCAGCAGUCGACAACACACGUUAUGGAUACAACGGCACAACCUUAUUGGACAUUACCACCAUUGUCAUCAUUCGAAAACAACCAGCAUGCUUCAGGAUCAUCACCAUUAUCUCAACAUCUUUCAGAGCAGCGACAUCAUACACCAUCGUAUUAUAACUCAACGCAACAAGAGCAACACCAACAACGUUUCAAUCCAUCAAUCCACCACCACCACCACCAGCAUCAACAUCUUUUAUCAUCGCCAUCGUCACCUUCAUCUACACAAGGUGGUGCUUUGUUAAUCAAUCCUUCAUUACAUCCGCCAAUUAAUUAUCGUGCACCGUCAUCACCAUCAUCAGCAGCAACAGGACCUUCUACAGCACCACCACCACCACCACAACAACAACAUACAGCUGCUGGUCCUCGCAUCGAAUGGAGAUCCGAACGUCCAGAGCUCAUUUUACAUACAUCAAUACCACCUCGAAGAUCAAGUCAUCCAGCAGAUCAACAUCAACAACCUACCGUGCUUCCAUCAUUACGUGAACAAUUAGAACGUAUUGGCAUGAUGCCGCCGCCGCCCUCCUCCUCCUCUUCCUCUUCCUCGUCCCCUUCUCGACAUCAUCAUGGUGGUGGUGACAAUGAAAGGUGGAAAUCAUGA
Lichtheimia ornata is the source of this 1587-nucleotide messenger RNA. RefSeq lists its product as uncharacterized. The transcript is spliced from 10 exons. Bases 1 to 1587 code for a protein of 528 amino acids. NCBI's taxonomy places the organism in Eukaryota, Fungi, Mucoromycota, Mucoromycetes, Mucorales, Lichtheimiaceae. The record is from RefSeq and is a predicted model, not a curated record.